AUGAGCAGACGUAUCAACAAGGGCGGGGCUCAGGAGAGCCCAGGGGGCCCAUGGGACGAGGAAUGGCACAGCGGGAGGGAUGGGGCCCCAAGGGAUGGCGCUAGACGGACUGUACUUGUUAUGGGUUCGAGUGCCCGCAGGGGCGGUACACUGGACUCCCCUGGGCCUGGAGGAUUUGUUCCUAGACCGGCUGGUAGCUCCCCCAUACUCAAUCCGCGCAAGGGCCCUCCUCCAGAUUCAGAAGUGCACGCGGGUGCAAGCUCGGGGGGUGUACGGAAGCUCCCUUUCAUGGCUCUUAGCGACAUCAUUAGGCAGCAACACCGAAAGGAAAAAGUGAGUUAUAUCUAUGCAUAUGUGUGUAUGGAGGGGCGGCACAGGAGGCUUCAAUACGUGGGCAUACUAUUGGUGCACAUCCUGCUUGGGUGUUUUUCACCAGCAGCUUUUUCUGUCGUGAGUGCUGCAUUUCCUGGACUUGCGGCGGUUUGCGCCGCUCAAGUAGCGGAUGGAGCGGCAGCGGCAGUGAUCACAGGCAUGUGUGAUGCACAGCGGUUGGUUGGGUGCUGUAUUUGUUCUUUGAGAGUUUUAUUGGGGGGCGGGGGGUGGGGCCCCUGGGCACAGUGCGUGUCCUAUCGUGGUGCUCCUGUGUGCAAACGUGUGUGGCCUCAGCUGCUGCAGCCGCAAGACAGUUCCUCCUCGCCAACGAGACAACAUCAGCAGCAGAAUCAGAAUCAGACACAGCAGGGGUUGGCUCGGAAUGCUCUCUUCGGGUCCGAGAGGGCCCCCCUCCGGGUAAUCCCUUCAGGGGCCCCCGCUGGAGAGCACCGGCGCGUGCGGGAGGUCAGUGGCGGCCCCCAAGACGCUCGCGAAGGCGGCGUGCAAAGAGUCAGUAGAGUGUCUCCCGAGAGUCGUCAGUAUCCUGUUCAUGUCUCUCGCACGCCGCACCUGAGGGAGAGGCCCUCUCGCUCUCCUGGGGCCCCCAGAGGGCCCUCCCACGAGCACGCAAGUGAGGGGGGCCCCCGGCACCACAGUAGAGGCCCCGAUGGUUAUGUGGCCACCUCCAGGGGAUCCGCGCACCGGAAGAGGGUUCCCCCCGCCACUAUGGAGGGCCCCAUGACAGACGCAGCAGACGCAGGCGGAUCGACAGCAGGGAUUCCUUCGGAGAAGGGGGCCCCUCAAGACGAAGGGACUCCUUCCCAGAGCCUUGUAGUCCUCCUCGACACCAGCGGGGGGACUGGGGCGGCCCUCAUGCGGAGGGCACCCACAGGGCCCCUCCACGCUAUAGGUCUCCCUCCCCGCGAUCGCCCUCUCCCUUCUAUCGCGAGCCUCGCAGAGUGCACCAUGGCCCCUCCAGGGAGGCUCCAGGGGGGCCCUCGGGGCCCCCCUGGGGGCCCAGGGAUUCCAGCUCUCCCAGGGAAAGGUGGGGGAGGCACCGGGAUGCCCACUCUUCCUCGCGGAGGCUCUCGCGCAGCAGCAGCAAGGUCUACAGUAGGAGGCGUCGUCACAGUAGCAGUGGAAGCAGUAGGCGGAGCAGCAAGCAGCGGGAGCUCCAAAGAAGUGGGGGGCCCCAACGAGGAGAGAGAGCGCUGGAAACACCGCAGAGAAGAGCUGCAGCGCAGGCUGCGGGGGGCCACCAACGGAUCAGCCCCUGCUCCCGCUGCAGCAACUGCAGAGAGGGCCCCAGCAACAGCGGGCGGAGUGGGAUCCGCGAGUACGGCGUCAGCGGACUGGCAGCAACAGCAACACCAGCAACAGCACCAGCAGCAGCAGCACGCAGCGGGGUAUGGGUGGGGGCCCCCUGGGACGUGCACCCCACAGAUGAUGCAGCAGCACCCACACCUAAUGGCCCCUGAGGGCUUUUACAGCGCCCAAGGGCCCACAUUAAGGGGUAAGAGGAGGGGCUGUGACCAGGAGGGGCCCCCUGCAGGCACCUACGCGCUGCAGGGGGCGCAUCCCUUCCCGCCUCAGGGAGUGCCUCACUAUCCUCCUCCCGGGAUGUCGCCUGCUUGCUGGCAGCAAGAGCAGCAGCAGCAGCAGCGACAGUACGGCGGUUGCAUGUGGCGGGGCCCCAGGGAUGAAGGCUUCAUGCCUGCGCCGUGGCCUCAGGUGGGGCCAUACGGCGGGCCGAGGGGCCCCCCUGAUGAGUACUCGCAGCAUCACCCCCAGCAGCAGCUGCAGCAGCAAUACCAACAGCAGCAACCGCAGGGAGAGGCCGCUCCCAGCGGUGGGGGAGGCCCUGCCCCCCUGCACAAGACUGUGAGGAGUGGUGUAUCUGCAGUGCCUCCUCAGGGGGGAAGCGCAGUUGGAAGCAGUACCUCGGGGGCUUCCUCGGGAUCCUCUGGAGGCGGCCCUCCUCCACGAGCGUGCAAAGAGUUCCUUCUGGGAGGCCGUUGCUCCAGAGGCCCCGCAUGCGAGGAUCUGCACAUUCCACCCCAGGAGUACCAUAAAUUCAACCCCCAUACACUCAUGCUGCUGGGUUCAUUCCUCUCCGAGGCUCCCGAGCUGCGGCGGCGCUUCGCCGCCGAUGCACCCCUUAAACAGCAGAAUCAGCAGCAGAUUCAGCAGCAGCAACAACUGUAUGACCAGCAGCAACAGAGGGCCCCACAGAGACCGUUUGGGGGCCCCACAUUCCGGGGGCCCCACUGCGCGUCAGGGCCCCCCAUGGGGCCCCCGUACGCAAGCCCGCCGCUGGGAGGGGGCCCCGAUAUGCAAGCGUAUCCCCAGGUGUAUGGAUCUCCUCCGGGAGGGCCCCGAAGUCACCCCUUCGGAGUCCUUGAGGGGGGCUAUGGACCUCCUGGAGGCCCCAGGGGAAGGCGGCCAGGAGGUCCAGGGGGCCCCCAUCCAGAGGGGCCCCCUCCCUUCAUAUUGCGCACCCCAAGGCCCAUGCAGGGCCCCCCGUUACAGGGGCCCUCAGGAGACGUCCCAAAGCCACCGCCUCCAGAGCCUCCCAGAGGAAUUUGUGCACCGUGGUAUCCAGGGGGCCCCCCUCCGCCACCCUUCCGGCAUCCCGCGAUGGGGCUUCCAGGGGUCCCAGGUGCUCUCAUGCUAGGCGCUGUACCCCCUAAGAAGCGGAAGUCCUCGGCGAGUAAGGCGAAGGCCAAGAAGCAGAGGAAGCAGCAGCAGCUGUUGCUGCAGCAGCAGCAAGGGGCUGGGGAGGGGGUCUCAUCAGGCCCUAGCAAAGAGGCCUCUGCAGGGGCCGCCGGAGGGGCAGGUCCUCCCCAGCAGCACCAGCAUCAAGCACCGGAGGAAGUUGAUGCUGAGCAGCAACACCAAGAGGGGGACGAAGACGAGGGUGCUGCUGGUGGGGGAUGGGAACGAACAACCGAGCAGGAGACCGUCCUGAUGGAAUACUUUAAUUCAAAGGCCCCGGAGUUCCUUGCCUCCGAUGCCUACCUUGAGGGAUGGAGCAAGCGGGAUCUUAUCGAGUACUUUUACGACCAGUACCUACAGCAGGACAUGACGGCUGCUGAGGCCCUUGCUUCCGCUACCUCGUACGUCGAAAAUCCAGAGGCUUAUGGCUUGGUGGGAGGAGCCCCUCCAGAGGACGAAGCGCCAGCAGAACGCAAAACAACUAUAAUCGAUGCAGACCCAUUCUACAGAGUUGACUUGGCGCCAACGAUAAAAACAAAGGCCACUUCAACGUUCGGUGUAGGGGACUGA
This is a messenger RNA of Cyclospora cayetanensis, 3657 nucleotides long. Its product is annotated as collagen alpha-1(III) chain. The transcript is spliced from 9 exons. The coding region runs from base 1 to 3657 and encodes 1218 amino acids. Gene Ontology annotation, molecular function: metal ion binding. Lineage: Eukaryota; Apicomplexa; Conoidasida; Eucoccidiorida; Eimeriidae. The record is from RefSeq and is a predicted model, not a curated record.